UGUUUCAUCGUUUGUAUCAAAAUUUAAUCUUUGUCAAAGUUAAAUAAUUUGUUGAUUAUCAUCAUCAGUUCAGCUCUGCCACCAUGUUUUAUCAUAGGGGCUUUUGCCAUGAUGUUGAAGCAUUACAUUUUAAGGUCAUUAUGUUAUGUGUCGUUUUUUAUCUUUUGAUAUUUGGACCAUGUACCAUGACUGGGACCCUCAAUCCGACGGGCUAUGGUGAGUAUGGGUAUGAUGGAAUUGACUCGAGUUUGGGUUCAGACAAUGUGUUAGUUGAUGAUAGUAGGAAGAGAAAUUUAUCACCGGAUGUUAAGCUUGAAAACAUUUGUAGACGGUCAGACUUGUUCUGUUUUCCUUCAACUUUAUCGGGGGUUAAAGCAGAUGAUACAGUAAUAGGAACGGGUGACAUCAGGUCAUCAAACCAUGGGAAUUUUCAAUUAAUAAACGGGAAUGUUGUUUCUUGCUCACUUGAAGUGAAAGAGAGUAAUCAAGAUACCUUUGAUAGUAGUAAUGAAAAUGACACACCAUUUGUUAGGAUCAAAUCUAGCAUUGUGAAUGAUUUUUCGUCAGUAGAUAUACAAAUUAGCCACUCUUUACUUGACUGGGGCCGAAAGUAUUUACAUGUUCCUUCGUUAACUUCUCUUACAGUUGAAAAUCGACAUAAAAGUAGAGUUUUGAAUGUUUACGAACCAUAUAGUACCAACAAACAAUUUUACCCUUGCAAUUACAGUGAAUUCAAGCUUGGACCUGGUGAAGUUGCAUCUAUAUGUUUUGUGUUUUUGCCAAAAAACCUAGGCUUAUCUUCGGGUCACCUGAUAUUACAAACAAGCUCAGGUGGGUUCUUGGUUCGCGCUCAAGGCUUUGGUGUUGAGCCUCCUUACAUGAUACAAUCAUCUGUUGGUUCAGGUCCUAGGGUUGUUUCGGUGUUCAAUCCUUCUGAUAAAGUAUUGCAUUUGGAAGAAGUAAGUGCUUGGAUAUCUUUUUCAUCUGGGAAUGUUUCCUAUUUGGUUAGUGGUGUUUGCAGUGUGAUGGAUUAUAUGAGUUCUUCUGAUUUUGAUGUUAACGAGUGGUUAGAUGUCAAAAUCAGUCAAGUUGGUCAACCUGUAAUGGCAGUAAGACCACAGAAGACGUGGAGCAUUGGUUCGAACAGCAUCCAACCUAUUUUAGAGCUUGACUUCCCAUAUAAUUUUCAAGCAACGAUAUAUGGUUCUUUUUGCAUUCACAUACUGAAUAAUGAUUUAAGAGAUAGCUCAUGUACAAGUAUUUUAGAAGCAAAUUUGGGCAGCAAAUCGCGGUCUUACACUUCUGAAACCCAUCUUUCAGUUUCACUCAAUCUCGUAAUGCCUACUGAUGCCAAUGAAAUUGCAAGUGUAUCUCUUCUGGUGAAAAAUGAUGGCCCUGACCUUGUGACGGUGGUCAAUAUUAGUGCAGUUGGUGAUCAUGCAAUGUUUUUGGAGACUAAAUAUGUUGAAGGGUUGAUACUGUUUCCACAUACCCUGACACAGGUGGCUAUGGUCACCUAUACUUCAAAUCCUUUUAUGAACUUGAACUGCAGUUUACUUGUACAAACAAAUAAAUCAAGUGCUCCCGCACUUGAGGUUUAUUGCAAUGAUAUUGCCAGUCUUUGUUCACGCUUACAUUCCUAUGCGGGAUAUGGAGAGUUGAAAAAUGACAAUGCCGCCGAAACAGGAUUGAGUAAUGACCAUCUACCACCACAGUUGGAAAUCAAGGCAAAAGAAAUGACAACAGCUGAUGAAUCGGUUCUUAGAAACUGGAUAUCUCAAGGGACUUCAGAUGCGAUGUCUGUACUCAUCGAUCACGAGGUUAUGUUCUCCAUGGUUCACAUUGGUACUCAUCAGUCCAAGUGGAUCAGCGUUGUGAACCCCAGUGACCAACCAGUUGUCAUGCAGCUGCUUUUAAACUCGGGAGAAAUCAUCAACGAGUGUCAUGGAUCAGAAGAAAUCUUGCAGCCUUCUUCAUCUUAUUACUUAGUCCUUAAUGAUCACAUGAAUCCUCUGAGAUUUGGUUAUUCAAUACCACAGAAUGCAGUAACUGAGGCAUAUGUCCAUCCACAUGAAGAAGCGGUUCUUGGCCCAAUUGUAUUUCACCCAUCGAGCCGAUGUGCUUGGAAAAGUUCAGCUCUUGUGAGGAACAAUCUUUCGGGUGUUGAGUGGUUAUCUUUGCGUGGUUCAGGAGGUUUGGUGUCCUUGAUGUUACUUGAUGGGGCAGAUCCCGUACAUACCAUAGAGCUCAAGCACAACUAUGGCCAACCAUCCAUGAAAGUUUUGUUGGCAAAGAACACUGGAGACUUGCCUGUAAAAGUCAAUGGAAUUACAAUUUCGGGCACGAAAUGUGAGUUGGAUGGGUUUGCGGUGGGUCAUUGUAAAGGUUUUUCUUUGCAGCCCGGUGAAUCACGAAAGCUUAUGAUAUCAUAUCGUGCUGAUAUUUGUGCAGAAAUGGUACGUCGGGAACUUGAGCUGGCUAUGGCCGGCGGCAUACUAGUCAUACCCAUGGAAGUCAGCCUUCCUACACCAACAGUCACAAUAUGCAGACGAUCACUUUUUUGGACCAGAUUCAAAAAAUUAAUUCUUGCAGCUCUUGUUUUGUUACUGCCAGUUUUCUUGGUAUGUUCCUGUAGUUUUUCAUUCAUAAUCAGAGGUGGAAAUCUUCCUAAUGCACAUUCCUCUGAUGCAUGCUUGAAACCGAAGACUAUGAAGGUAGUGGUGGCAUCACCACCACCAGUUCCACUACCGUCUCAGUUAUCAUCCUCUAUGGUGGAUGAAGUAUCAAGACCCAAGAAUCUUACAGUUAAAACGGGAAAAGAGAAUGCAAGGCUUAGGAAGAAGAAAAGGAAUUCAGGUUUGGGCUUAACAGGGCAAUAUGAAGUAUCAAGUAGCCAUAGCAGCACAUCUACGCCUUCAUCUCCCUUAUCCCCAGCCUCGUCUUCCACACCCAAAAGAUCACCCCAGUUAUCUCCUAGUCAAAACAUUCGGUCGAGAAACAUGUUUAAUCAUAGCACCGCUAAUGCUGUCCUUGCACCUAAAGAUAAAUCUUAUACACCACCCAAAGAUAAACCUAGUACACCACCCAAACAUAAACCUAGUACACCACCCAAACAUAAACCUAGUACACCACACAAAGAUAAACCUCGUACACCAUUUAUAGAUAAACCUCGUACACCACCUAUUCGUACACCACCCACAGAUAAACUUUGCACAACACCCAUAGAUAAACCUUGUAAACCGCCUAAAACAACUGCCCCAUUUGCGCUGGCUCCUGGGGCCAACAGGAAAAAUGUUAAACAUGGGAAAAAUUCUGGGAAUGGUGACAGAUUUGAGUAUAAGGUAUGGGGUCAGCAUCUUCAACUGCGCUGUCCAGGUUCAUUUGAGGUGCAGGACUCGUGUAUACCCACCAUUGCUGAAGAUAAUCACUUUAGUAGUUUCUUUGCAAUGACUCCACAAGAGUUCUUUAAAACAUCUCAAGCAGAAAUUGUAAGUCUUAAAGAAAAUGAUCAAUCAAAGUUACCUACUUAAUCUA
Messenger RNA from Erigeron canadensis, 3534 nucleotides. RefSeq names its product transmembrane protein 131 homolog. Gene Ontology annotation, cellular component: membrane. Bases 84 to 3530 code for a protein of 1148 amino acids. Lineage: Eukaryota; Viridiplantae; Streptophyta; Magnoliopsida; Asterales; Asteraceae. The record is from RefSeq and is a predicted model, not a curated record. The transcript is spliced from 3 exons.